AUGCUCGGAUUAUGUCUGGCCGUUUUUCUGACAGGAAUGGAUCAAACUAUCCUGGCCACAGCAACACCGGUGAUCAGUGAUGAAUUCCAGACCAUUGCUGAUCUAGGGUGGUGGACAAAUGGGUACUUGCUCACGUUGAGCAGCUUCCAAUUAUUCUAUGGAAAGCUGUAUAGCCUUUUCUCAAUCAAGAUUGUCUACCUAGUCGCCAUUGCGUUGUUUGAAAUCGGAUCCCUCGUCUGCACCACUGCUCCCAACUCUGCUGCUCUGGUGAUUGGGAGAGCAAUUGCAGGCCUAGGGGCAGCCGGAAUCUUCUCCGGCGGCAUCCUGAUCACCACGAAGACUAUCCCAUUGGCUCGUCGAGCGGCCUACUUGGGUAUCAUGUCUGGCGUAUUCGGUGUUGCUGCCAUCCUCGGCCCAUUCAUUGGCGGUGGCUUGAUCGACAGCACGACUUGGAGGUGGUGCUUCGGUAUCAAUCUCCCUCUCGGAGUCAUUACUGUGAUCAUUUGUGCAUUGCUCGUGAAGACACCCGUUCAACCGGAAAUUGAGGGUUUCACAACGGCACAGAAGUUGCGCCAACUCGACAUCCCUGGUACAGUUCUCAUGGUGGCCGGUCUCAUAUGCCUCCUCAUGGCGCUGCAAUGGGGAGGGUCCACGUAUUCCUGGAACGACAGUCGCAUAAUUUCCCUGUUCGUCGUUGCUGCGGUCCUAGGCAUCGCAUUUGGAGCAUUUCAAACACUGAGCAGGUUCUCUACCACCAUCCCGCCCGCUGUGGCUCGUAAUCGGGAUGUUUGGUUUGCGGCCACUUACGCCAUGAGUAUCACAGGCGGUGUGUAUACGGCGAUCCUAUACCUUCCCAUUUGGUUCCAGACUGUGCGCGAUUACUCGGCUUUAUCAUCCGGCACAAUGCUGACCCCUCUGAUCGGUGGCUACGUUGCCUGCUCUGUGAUUGCCGGUGCAAUUACCAUGGCUGUCGGUUAUUACAAUCCCGGAAUGAUACUGGGCACACUGCUAGCUAUCUCUGGCUCCGCGCUAUUGACAACCAUCGACACUAGCUCAUCCACGGCUCGCGUAAUUGGAUAUCAAUUACUUUGUAUGUACGGUUUUGGCGUAGGAUUUGCCUUCGGCCAACCCAGCUACGUUGUACAAACGGUGCUGCCACCCCCUGACGUUCCCAUUGGUGUGACUUUGAUCACAUUAGUUCAGAAUCUUAGUGCCUCUGUUUUUGUGGCUGUGGCCCAGAGCAUAUUCCAAGACAAGCUUAGAUCUCACUUGGAAGCUAUGGACCUGCCCGUGUCUAUUAAUAUUUCAUCUACCGGAGCAGCCCAGAUCGCGGAUGCAGUGCCGCCAGAGUUCCGGGACCGCGUCGUAAAAGGCUUAAGCGAAUCUCUUGUCACGACCUUCUACAUAUCGCUGUCUCUCAGUUGCGCUUCAGUGAUAGGUGCGGUCGGAACUAGGUGGCGAUCGAUGAAGGAAGGAGGGACUAGGAAAACGGAAGAAACUGCGUUAGCUGAUGGAAAUAGCGAGCAACACCACACGGGCGAAGCUUUAGCUGAACGGAAGUAG
Diaporthe batatas is the source of this 1563-nucleotide messenger RNA. RefSeq lists its product as uncharacterized. Gene Ontology annotation, molecular function: transmembrane transporter activity. Gene Ontology annotation, biological process: transmembrane transport. Bases 1 to 1563 code for a protein of 520 amino acids. The transcript is spliced from 5 exons. Lineage: Eukaryota; Fungi; Ascomycota; Sordariomycetes; Diaporthales; Diaporthaceae. The record is from RefSeq and is a predicted model, not a curated record.